CCUGAGGUCUUGCAUCAGAACGACAGGAGAACCGUCACAGAAGCAGAGACCCGGGUCAGUUCACAACAUGAGGCUGUCAUCGGGCUGGACGACGCUUCUUUACCUGCUGCUCCAUGGAGCUGCUACUGUCUGCACAGUUAAAAAGCCGCCCAGUAGCCCUGGAAGGUUUGCCAAUGCCACCUUGGUGCGGCUGGCUGACUUCCUGAGCGCUGGGUAUAAGAAAGGAGUGAGACCUGUGAAGGACUGGAGGACGUCCACUAUCGUGGCCAUAGACCUCAUGGUUUACUCCAUCCUCAAUGUGGACGAGAAGAACCAGGUUUUGACGACGUAUGUGUGGUACAGGCAGUCGUGGACGGAUGAGUUCCUGGUGUGGAACCCAGAGGAUUUCGAUGAAGUCAAGCAAGUCUCCCUGCCCACAGCUAACGUCUGGGUUCCUGACAUUCUCAUCAAUGAGUUCGUCGAUGUGGGGAAGUCUCCAGAUAUUCCUUACGUCUACGUUACACAUGAGGGUCUGGUGCAGAACUACAAGCCCAUCCAGGUCGUCACUGCCUGCACACUCAACAUCUACAACUUCCCGUUUGACGUCCAGAAAUGCAGCCUCACCUUCCAGAGCUGGCUCCACACCAUCGAUGACAUCAACAUCACCCUGAUGCGAAGCCCCGAGAAGCUCCGGGACGACAAGAGCGUCUUCAUGAACCAGGGAGAGUGGGAGCUGCUGCACAUUCUGUCCAAUUACAAGAUCUUCAGCGUGGACAAUGACGACUACUACGCAGAGAUGAAGUUCCAUGUGGUGAUCCGACGGCGGCCGCUGUUUUACACGGUGAACCUGCUGCUGCCCAGCGUCUUCCUGAUGGUGAUGGACAUCGUUGGUUUCUUUCUGCCACCAGACAGCGGAGAGAGAGUUUCCUUUAAGAUCACUUUGCUGCUCGGCUACUCGGUCUUCCUCAUCAUCGUAUCUGACACCCUGCCUGCCACGGCCAUCGGAACGCCACUGAUAGGUGUGUACUUCGUGGUCUGCAUGGCUCUCCUGGUGAUCAGCCUAACAGAAACCGUACUGAUUGUUCGUCUGGUCCACAAGCAGGAUCUGCAGCCUCCCGUCCCCCACUGGGUGAAGUACCUGGUCCUGGAAAGAGCUCCGGUUCUCUUCUGCAUCCACAAAAAGCACCGCUUCUGUGCGAGGCUGUCGUCUCAGGCUUCAGAGCUGGACCGCUCCAAGGACAACAACUACGGGACGGCGCAGUGCUCCCUCCACCACACCUGUGAGAUAGGCCAGAGGGUCAGCCAGCAAGACAGAGAGGGUGGAAUGCUUGGACUUCGCCUGGCCCCGUCCAGGGACAACACUCCGCCCGUCAUGGACAACAUCCUCCAAGAGGUGACGGCCAUUCGGCAGUUCCUGGAGAAGAGGGACCGGUGUCGGGAAAUCGCCAAGGAGUGGCUCCAGGUUGGCUACGUGCUGGACGUGCUGCUCUUCAGAGUCUACCUUGUGGCCGUGAUCGCCUACAGCAUCACACUGGGCACUCUGUGGUCAGUCUGGCAGGUGGCCUGAGUUUCGCUCCGCCAGUCAGCGUAGGUCAAUCACAAAUAAGUAUAUCAAAUGUAAGUGGCUGAAGCUCAUCGGAUAAAGGAGGCAUUCAUGAAGAGAGACAUAACUCCUCUAGAUGAGGCCACCAUGUAAAUUCAGGGGACGAGACACUAAAAUGUCCUCGUAAACAUUAUAAUUUAGGCCUAAUCUAGUAGUUUGAAGGCAUAUGACUCAAAAGUAACAAGAGAGGCUUCAUCAGGCGGAGCACAAAAGCUUUCUGAGACGAUCCAAAGGCACCUAGGCAUUUUGUCCCAAACUGUUUUAGGUGGAGUUAAUACUCAUCAUUACAGGGGAUAAAACAGGGAUAUUAGUGAAGCCAAAGCUAAGUUUUAUCCCAGACAUCUACUGAGUUGAAGAAAGUAGGAAAUGAAAAACAAUAAUCUAUAGAUUAGAAGCGACAAUAAACUUGGUUACCAAUUGAGAAAAUAUAUAAUACAAAUCUAUGAAUAUAUAAAUGGACACUAUAUUGCUACACAAUUAAUGAAUUAAUAUAUGUGAAUUGGUGACUAAGUCUUUAGGACUGGUUUUUGCAUUUAGAUUUUCUGAACCUGAAACUUAGGAAGUGUGAAGUGGGUCAGUUUUUGGAGAGCCACACAUUGAUGCUGUUGACACAAAGUUUAUUAUCUCUCCACAUGAAACAUAAAACAAACAAACAAAAAAACUGACAGCUUUAACAUUACUUGCAGAUUUAAAGCAGUUUAAGAUUUAAAAAAGAGCUCAGCUCAACUUAGAGAUUUUUCAGUAGACAAAUGUAAAUAAAUGAAAUGAUGUAAACAGACAAAGAGUGUGUGUUAUAUUAAAAUAUUUAAUCUGUUUGUUGCUUAUUACUACAGGCUACAACUGUUUCUGGUUAUCUCUGUUCUGUCUGUCCUCCAGAGUGGCGGACAGGAAGUUACAAAUACCCAAUAAACUGGCAUUUAUAUGGCUAGAGUUAGCUAGUUUCUGCACAUCAGCUAAAUUUAGAUUAUGAUAGAAUAUAAACUGAUGUUAGCUCGCUAACCUUGGCUGAUCUUGUAAUCUGACCUAACUCUUAGAACGCCAAAACCUGACUUUUACAUUCUCAUCUGAGGUUAAUGUACAUUUUGCAUUGACUGAUGCUGGAAAAUACAACUUUUUUUUUAUUCAGUGCAACAUUGUGCACAUACAUUUUUGUUGUGUUUUUGUGCCAACAGAAAAUAAUGCGGUGUGUAAAGAUCUGAAAAAACAAAAAACAAAAAGAACAAAAAACUGUAAACAUUUCUACUAUGUUGUAAAAUAUAUGUUCAGUUUUCAAGACAUAUUAAAAGGACAAAUUGAAAUCA
Molecule: messenger RNA, 2883 nt
Organism: Poeciliopsis prolifica (blackstripe livebearer)
Lineage: Eukaryota; Metazoa; Chordata; Actinopteri; Cyprinodontiformes; Poeciliidae
Gene: htr3a
Product: 5-hydroxytryptamine (serotonin) receptor 3A
Exons: 9
Coding region: 68-1546 (492 amino acids)
Biological process (GO): regulation of membrane potential; chemical synaptic transmission; nervous system process
Cellular component (GO): neuron projection; synapse; postsynaptic membrane
Molecular function (GO): neurotransmitter receptor activity; extracellular ligand-gated monoatomic ion channel activity; transmembrane signaling receptor activity
Source: RefSeq, a predicted model, not a curated record